UGGAUCAAAUCAGAGAUCUGGUAAAAAUACGGAUUUUCUGGAUAUCCAAAACACCAGAUAUCUUAAAAAUUACGGAUAAAAUCGAAUCAAAAAAUCGAUUGCUCGUACCGAGUGGAAUGGCUUACGGAUAAUCACUCCGUGUACACCCUCAAUUUGGGGCCUAUGGCAACUAUGCCUAUUCAGAUACACAGUAAGCACAGCUCUGCCCACGACAUCUAGUGGUUUGGCACUACUUCCUAACAAUCUCCCAAAUUUGAUAUUUAUAUCAUAUAUCUUAAUAUAGUUUGGCCUGCAAACUUAGCAUCUUUCAUGUCAAACGCCUUCUAUAUGUUAUACUAUCAAUAGUGGAAUCAAUAAUGAUAAGUUAAGCUACAACAGGGUAAAUAAUAAAAACCAACUUGAUAUAAUUCAGCCAAAACUAGAAACCACAACUCCUCCAGAUUUUUCUAUUUAUAGUUCAUAAACUCUUUUCUUCCACUUAAACAACCAAACCACAUAUGGCUUCCAAAAAACCUGUUAACCGCCCAUCAGUUAGGCACCCGAGUCACAACCAUCCAUUGCGCGUCUUUAAGGCCCAAAAUGAAGAUGAGAUUAUCUGUUCAGGAUGCGAGCUCGACCUAACCGGACAAGCUUUCAAGUGUACGAAGGACUGUGAUUACUUCUUGCACAAGUCAUGUUUUGACCUACCUCGUGAAAUCAAUCACAAGUCUCAUCCUGACCAUCCCAUAACCCUGUUUUAUUCCCCAUCUUAUGAUCAUCAGUCUUACGAGUGUGACGCUUGCGGUGAGUACGGAUCAGGAUUCACUUACAAUUGUUCUGUGUGUAAAUACGACGUUCAUGUCGGAUGUGCUUUCAUCCCUGAGACCGUGGAUCGUGAAGACCACAAACACCCACUCACUCUACUUUACAAGAUUCCAUGCGAAGAUGGCAAGAUGUACGUAUGUGAUGUUUGUGAAGAAGAGGUAUCGGAGAAUCUUUGGACUUAUUACUGCAAAGAAUGUGAUUACGGUACGCAUGUGCAUUCUUGCGCCCUUGAUGAAGAUUAUGAGAAGGAAGAGGAGGAGAAUCGAGAAUCCAGCUCCGCGGCUUCAAGGAUGAAGUCGUUGAUGAAGGCUCAAGACGAGAUUGCGGCGAUGAAGCUCGAGUCACGUAUGAAGAAAGCCGCUAAUAAUGCUAUUAUUUAUUCCAUAAGAUGAUGAUGAAGCUUGUCAUUGUUCUUUCUUUAAUAAAUUUCGUUUAUCGUGUCUCAUUGAAAGUUUUUUUUCUUAAAAUAAUAAUAAACUGAUUGAACAUAUAUUAGCUAACUUUAUAGAUUUUUAAAUUUAUGGUUUUUAUGUAUUUUAGUUAUUUGUAAAUUGUAUUAGUGGUUGAUAUCGGUUUUUGGUAAAAAUUAUAUGAAAUCAGAAAGUGGUAUGUUAAGAUACAUUUGAUUUGAUAUUGGGCCUCUCUCUCUCCCUUCCCUCUCCCUUCUCUCUACCAGAAGUUUCAAAACCCUAAUUUACUGCCGUUCUCAGCCGGUGGUGGCCUCCGGUGGUUUCUCUACCGCCGCCGCUGCCGGCUGUCUCUCCUCCUCUCUCUGUUUCCCUCUUCUCCCCUGUCUCGCCUCAUUCUUCCUCUCUCUAGCUCCGCCGAUAUACUCUCCAUUGUGGUCUCCCUCCCCUCUCCGGCGUCACUGUCCGGUGGUGAGGUUUCUGGAGCGGUGGUGAGGCGCGGCUGUGAGAGUGAGGUUUGGUGGCUCUUCCGAGGGUGAAUUCGAGACAUUGCAUUAGAUCUGGCCAGAUCUGCUAGCAAGGGUGGGCGAUGGUGCUCCGGUGGUGGUGUUCUGGGUCUCCGACGCUUCCUUCGGCGUUAGUUAGCUGUGGUCGAUACAAGAACCCUCGUUCUCGGUUGGGGUUGCUCGUCUUUGCGAUCUCUCUCCAAAUCCAUCUGUCUCUCAUCACCAGUGAGAGGUGGCUGGUCAUGGAGUCGAUUUUGGAUCUCAAUCGGGUGCUCUGGUGGUGGUGAUGAUUCUCUGCCGGCAGUUUCUCCAUGAAGAUUGCUGCAGCAGCUCCUUGUGGCUAGAAGGCUUUGCUGCCUGGAUCUCGAGGUAAGACUGGGCUCUCUUUCUUCGCUAAAUCAGAGGUGGCGUUCUGAUGAUGCGGGUGGCUGGAGCUUCUUUAUGUGGUGAAGGGUCAGGCUCCGGUUCUCGGGGUCAGGCUCCGGUUCUCGGGGUCAGUCGCUCGCGCGGGUUAUUGUUGGUCUAGGUUGUUGUAGUCGUCCUUGGUCUGCAAUCCCGGUGGCAGCGAGUGUUGCUAGCGCCUCUGAAGAUAGGGUGUAGUUCUGCGGUUUCUUGCCCUUUGGUGUUAGCGUCCUUUUCCCCGUGCAGAGUCUGGUGGAUUUGGUGGGUUAUCAUCCAUUAGUCUUUCCAAAUAAGAGCGGUUUCAGGCUGAAGUCUGGGUAUUGGUGGAUCCAGUGGGGGUCUUAGGGUUAUUGGAGUAGUGUGGUGCCUCUGAUCUUCAGGUGGGUGAGUAGAGGUGGCUGUUUGCGGUGUUUGGUGGCUGCAGCUUCGACAGGCUCUGGUUCGUCAGUUUGCCGCCUCGGUGCAGUCCCAUUGUCGUCUACUGUGACCUCCUUGUUCCGAUGGUGUCUUUGCAUCUGCAGGUGGUAGGGCUUUGUAGUGAGGCUAUUUUUUUGGAGGCGAGUGCCUGGGCAAGCCAUUAUAUAUCAGCUCGUUCUCAUAUGUUUACUAGUGUUUUCACUUGAAACUCCUGAUCAUGCGUGUUGCGCUCUCCGACCAAUCCUUUUAAGUGCUUCCCGAGUGGUCUUUCCUCUAACUCUUGUUUUCUAAGCCUAAAUCGUGUUUUUCUUAUUGUUUUUUCGUUGUUGUUAUAUGUAGUUUCUUUCUGUUGUUGUUUCUGCUACUAGUUUGUCAUUGUAA
This is a messenger RNA of Brassica napus (rape), 2917 nucleotides long. RefSeq lists its product as uncharacterized. Bases 498 to 1196 code for a protein of 232 amino acids. NCBI's taxonomy places the organism in Eukaryota, Viridiplantae, Streptophyta, Magnoliopsida, Brassicales, Brassicaceae. The record is from RefSeq and is a predicted model, not a curated record. The transcript has a single exon.